UGAAUUUGUAAUCCAUUUUCUAAAUUUUGUUAAAUUUACGAUUUAUUAUUAUUCUAAUAAAAAAAACCGUCUUUACUUAAAAUGUAGUGACUAAAAGAACAACAAAUGUCGUCAAUGAAACUAACAAAUUCCGUGAACGUACGUUGAGCAAUGCAGACGUUCCAAAAAAUUAUGAAUCGCCUCUGGACAUGGGCAUUUUGCCAAAAAGGAAAAAGGAAAAAGGGGUGAAUAAGAUGAAGAGAAUCGAUAACCGAGAUUUACUCUCAGACUUCAGCCCGGAACGUAGGAAAAGCUCGGUGAGGAGCAUUCUCUCCUCCCUCAGAUCUUCGACCCAAAACUUCGUCUCCAUCACUCUUGCCAGCAAGCAAAUAUCAACUGUCGAAGCAGUAAACCACAUGUUUUGUGGUCUGGGUGGAAUAAAUUUGACAUACCUUCCACAAAUGUACCUGCAAAUUGGUAUUGUGCCCUGCCUAGGCAUUAGCUUCUUUUACUGCUUACUUCAUCCCAUUGUAGUAUUGAAUAUAAUAAAAAAGAAAACUGUUUUGUCAAAUGAGGCUGAAAAAAACUUAAAUACAAUUGGUGCAAUUGAAUAUUUAAUUGAAGGAAGUUAUUUGUGGCUACAAUAUUGGAUGUCAUGUAUUAGGAGGUUAAUAACGAUAUUUACAGUUAGCUAUCAUUUGGCCAUCUGUAUCUAUUUGGUUAAUUAUUUGACCCAACUUUUGGUGUUGGUAAUGGGCUACAAAAAUUUCAUAGCUGCUUCAGAAUUGACACUGAUAAUGUUUUUAGUGCCGCUGACCAUCAUAACGAACAUAAAAAAUUUGCAUGGCAUAACAAUAACAUCAGCCAUUGCGAACGUUUCAAUGUUAGUAGCGGUGAUCAUAUUUUUCUUCAAGUGUGUCACUAUUAAACCAGAUUGGCAGAAGAUUGAUUACUUUAAAAAUAUGAAAGAUAUUCCUAUUUUCAUUUACCUUACUGUCACUCACGUAUGGCCUACUUGUCUGUUCUUGGUUAUAGAAGAACGGAUGUACAUGCCUGAACAUUUUGGCGGCCUGCGUGGAGUAUUCUGCACUAGCUAUUUUUUAACAAUAAUCUCUGACACUGUCGUGAGCAUUGCAGCUGCAUUUAUGUUCAGCACUUUCCAGGAUGAGGUUAAUCCUGGAGCAACCUUGCCAGAUUAUAUGCUGACUUGUGCAAUCAUAUCAUCAUGCCUGUUCAAGUACCCUCUUCAUUUCUAUGUAUGUGUAGUAAGCCUGUGGCAAAAUCAUCUUCAUGCAAGAGUGCCAGCAAAUUUACGAGCGGGAUGGCCGAACCUCAUACUGAGAGUUUUCUUGAAUUCAACAGUUGUUGCUUUUGUGCUGUUUUUGCCGUUUACAAACAAAAUUUUCCAAAUAAUUCAGAUUAUAAGCUGUUGCUGCCUUGGCCUCAUAUUGCCCGCUAUGCUGAAUAUAGUCCACAACUUAAUACGUGAUAAGCGCAGCUUAAUUUUUUCACUGACACUAAAUCUGAUUUUGAUAGUGACAGGUGUUGUGACGAUGAUCAUCAGCAUUAUGGGAGAGCUCAGUAAUAAUAAGCAAACGUUUGUGGCAAACUGGACAACAACUAGUGAAAUAAUGAAGACACCAUUGUGAUGUUUUUAACUCUUCAUAACAGAUUGUUUAUUUCGCUGGAACUCGUUCAUGUAAAACGAAGUCAAUUCAUCUAAAGUGAAAUCGUAAGAUGUAUCAUUAUAUACAUCAAUUACCUCCACAAGGGGUGGAUUUUGCAAUGACUUGGAUCCAAUCACUAUGAUAAAAGGAUAACCCGUCAUUUUAGCGUGUACAAUUCUUUUUCCUAUUGUCAUCCUUUGUCUAUCGUCUAUUAAAAUAUCAUCUUUCAAAUGAUCCUGUGAAUU
Molecule: messenger RNA, 1891 nt
Organism: Cimex lectularius (bed bug)
Lineage: Eukaryota; Metazoa; Arthropoda; Insecta; Hemiptera; Cimicidae
Exons: 9
Coding region: 189-1628 (479 amino acids)
Biological process (GO): amino acid transmembrane transport
Molecular function (GO): amino acid transmembrane transporter activity
Source: RefSeq, a predicted model, not a curated record